This is a messenger RNA of Dissoconium aciculare CBS 342.82, 627 nucleotides long. Its product is annotated as glutathione-dependent formaldehyde-activating, GFA. The coding region runs from base 1 to 627 and encodes 208 amino acids. NCBI's taxonomy places the organism in Eukaryota, Fungi, Ascomycota, Dothideomycetes, Mycosphaerellales, Dissoconiaceae. Gene Ontology annotation, molecular function: carbon-sulfur lyase activity. The record is from RefSeq and is a predicted model, not a curated record. The transcript is spliced from 3 exons.
AUGGACGCGAAGUCAUCCGAGCGGCCUGACAGCGCAAAUGAUGGUUGGAAGGAGCGAGCACCAUACAGCAUUCGCAAUUCUGACGAAAAUGUCCAUUGUAUUUACGAGGCGAGCUGUCAUUGCGGCAAAGUCAAAUACCAGCUGAGUCGCGAGAUUCCACUCGAUAGCAAAUUGUGCCAUUGCGCUACAUGCCAGACUCAACAUGCUGCACCAUUCCAAUGGGCCGCCAUUUUCCAUAAAGAGGACACCAAUUUCACCCAUGGGCACCAUAAUCUAGAGUGGUACGACCCGACCGAGAAGUCCGUCGAGCACAAGCUGCCAUGCAAAGUUCGCUGCUCGUACUGCCACAGCCCGAUCAUGGACGAAGGGAGGAACAUGAUCUUGCUCUUUCCUUCCUUGAUUCACUUCAAGUCCACCAAGGAGCGCGAAAAUUCCAAGCCAAGGUGUCACAUGUUUUACACCCAGCGCGUCAUCGAUAUCCCCGACGGUCUGCCGAAAUGGACCGGACUCAACGACGAUUCUGAUCUCGUCGAAGACAGCCCGCCAGAGCUUGUGCGAGAGCACGCCCGAGCACUGGAGCAGAGGAAAGCGAAGGAACAGGAAGAGAAGAAUCGGCGCAAGCAGUGA